Trifolium pratense (red clover) is the source of this 1368-nucleotide messenger RNA. RefSeq names its product probable WRKY transcription factor 13. Gene Ontology annotation, molecular function: DNA-binding transcription factor activity; sequence-specific DNA binding. Gene Ontology annotation, biological process: regulation of DNA-templated transcription. The transcript is spliced from 3 exons. The record is from RefSeq and is a predicted model, not a curated record. Lineage: Eukaryota; Viridiplantae; Streptophyta; Magnoliopsida; Fabales; Fabaceae. Bases 372 to 1118 code for a protein of 248 amino acids.
GAGACUACUAGUCACUCGGGUGAAUUCGAACCCAUUACCCAUAUAUAACAUUUGAAGAUAGAAAAGCAAAUUGAAAAGGGAAAGUUGGUUGAGAAGCGAAGCGACGUUAUAAGAUAUACUAACUAUAGCUACAAGUUAAUGGGUGUAACCUCAACCAAAGUUCAAAAACAAACUCUCUCACUUUGUUUCUUCAAAAGAGAACCCUACACUAUAGCUACCACUUGUCUCUUAUCUAUAUCUUCUCUUUUUCAUAUAUACUCUCUCCAACUUUGGUUAGAGAUUAUAUUGGAUCACAAAGGUUAGAGAGAAGAAGAAGAGAUCAAGAGCAAGAUUAUUAAUAUUAGAAAUUUAGAAUCAUAUUCAUAUUAGUGAUGUCAACAACAAAUAUUGUUAACCACCAUAGCUUGUUUGAUCAAGAGCAAGAUCAUGAGAUCCAUAUGCAAACCGGGUUCAAUAUUCCUUUCCCUUCCAACAUGACCUUACCUCCUUUGGGUAAUUGCCAUGAUCAAUCUUUGAAAGGUAUUAGUGCAAUAACUCCUUCUUCAUCACUUUCUCCUGAAGCUGCAAAUUUUGCUCAAACACUACUUGCAACAGCUGUUCAAAAACCGCGACAAUUCGAAGAUCUCAAUGAUCUUACUUCUUGUUUUGGAGGAGCAGGCCAACUCCUUUCCUUGAAUAGAUCAAGAGGAAAUUCAUGGGCAUGGGGAGAUCAAGUAAGUGAUUGUUUGAUGAGUAAAAGAAGUAGUGGAGGAGAUGAUCAUCAUCAUCAUCAUAAUCAUCAUAUAGGGGUUUCUUCUACCAUAAAAAUGAAGAAAAUGAAGGGAAGAAGGAAGGUGAGGGAGCCUAGGUUUUGCUUCAAGACUAUGAGUGAUGUGGAUGUGCUGGAUGAUGGUUACAAAUGGAGGAAGUACGGACAGAAAGUGGUCAAGAACACUCAGCAUCCAAGAAGCUACUACCGUUGCACACAAGAUAAUUGUCGAGUAAAGAAACGCGUCGAACGAUUGGCUGAAGAUCCAAGAAUGGUGAUAACCACAUAUGAAGGAAGACAUGCUCACUCUCCAUCAAAUGAACUUGAAGACUCACAAACUCACUCUGAACUCACUAAUUUCUUUUGGUAGUUAGCUACUACAAACCAAACAUAAUAGUAUUUACAUAUGUUUUGUUUUUUUUUUAAUCAUUGAGGUGUGUUAUGUAGAAGAGAUAUGAAAAUGGAAUAAGUGGAGAGAAAUGAGUUAAAAUAGACAAUGUAUCUAGCUAGGAAAUUAUGCAUAUGUUUUGAUUUCAUUGUCAAUUUUCACUCCUUUCUAUCCUCUCCUCUCAUUUUCAAAAUAACUUAUAUUUAAAAUUUUGGUUAGAAUAUUUUUUGAA